AUGGUGACCGUUGAACAUAUCAAAUAUGUGGCCGGCCAGGCUUCAGCCGCAACAUGGCCUUUCUGUGCGCUGGCCACUAUACUCUUCUUCAUGCGAAUAUUUUCCUGCUGGAGACUCAAGAACCAGCCCCGCGCUUGGGAAGAUUUGAUACUUCUGGUCUCUUGGUGCUUUGAGAUUAUUCAAGCCGGGAUCUUCCAGAAACAACUAAAUGAAGCAAAGGCUCUAGACCUUGCCCGUGCACCUGAAACCAUACCGGGAGCUGUCUUCUGGGCGAUUUUGAUGAAUAAUUGGUCCUACUUCAGCAUCGAGUUCCCCAAGAUCGGGAUUGCGCUCAUGGCUACGAACCUAUUCCGUGCAGGACUAUGGACGCGGGUCGCAAUUUGGUCAUUGUGUAUCAUUGUUAAUGUUAUGGCUGCUGUUGGGUUUAUCAUUACCUGGGUCAUGUGCGACCCUGUCCAGGGCCAGUGGGAUCCUUACACACAUCCAAAUGUCAAAUGUUGGCCUCGCUCUGUUCAAAUCGACUUCGCUUGCGUCACAUGCGGCCUAUCAUCACUAUUCAAUAUCGCCCUCUGUAUUUACCCUGCUUCUGUGGUAUGGGGCCUGCAAAUGCCGCGCUGGAAAAAGAUCAGCACUAUGUGCUUGACAGGGCUUGGCUUGGUGGCAUUUAUCUUCUCGCUCAUCAAGCUUUAUUAUAUGAGUAAGCUUGCUGACAGUCCGGAGCCAAUUGAACUUAUCUAUAAAUCCGAGGACCUUGGCAUUUGGAACCGCAUCGAAAAUGACUUUGUGCUUAUGGUCGGCUUGCUACCAUUCGUGCCAGGCUUUUUCAAAUCAUUCGGCGAAUUCGCAAAAUCCCAUACAUCAUCCAUCAGUUACCGUCUACGAUCCAAGACUGGAGAAAGCCAAAGCCGAACAUACGACAGCAAGCCAUCCGAUGUUCGAGAUUCGUUGUCUGAUGGUAGUCUGGUCGAUAAAAAGAUAGCUCGGAGCUUUUAG
This is a messenger RNA of Penicillium angulare, 993 nucleotides long. RefSeq lists its product as uncharacterized. The record is from RefSeq and is a predicted model, not a curated record. The transcript is spliced from 3 exons. Lineage: Eukaryota; Fungi; Ascomycota; Eurotiomycetes; Eurotiales; Aspergillaceae. The coding region runs from base 1 to 993 and encodes 330 amino acids.